AAGUGUAGGGUGUCAGAGGCUGGACUGCAGUCAACAUUACAAAUGUAAGGGGAGGACAAAUCAAGAGGCUAUCAGAAGAGUCAACACACGAGAAAGAAGACCACCGCUGAUUAAGCGGGUGUUCCUAAGGACUGACUGUGGAUCAGCUGUCCAGAUGAGAGAGUGGAGUGAGUCGGAGAUGACCAUGUCUGCCGGUGGUUACCUCUCUGCCUUUGAUGGAUACGGCAUCUCUGAGCCUCUGCAGUACUACGAUGUGCUAGGGGACCCUUUGGGCUACUCUUUCCAGGAGCCAGACCUACAGGGCCUAGCCUUCAGCCAACAGCAGUACAGCCCCGUCAACCUGCAAUUCUCUGUCUACGAACCACCGUCCUCCCAGCCGUGCCACCCACCCUACACCCACCCCUACAGCCCCCACUGCCUGGAGGCUCCCUGUGAGCCCAGCCCAGAGCCCCAGUGUGGAGGCCUGGGGAAGGUGGGUGGUGGAGGUCUGCCCCUGGUCAAGAGGACCAGGCUGGGCCCUGGAGGGCGGGUGAGGGGCCUGGAUGAGCUUUGUGUGGUGUGUGGAGACAAAGCCUCUGGCUACCAUUACAAUGCCCUCACCUGUGAAGGCUGCAAAGGUUUUUUCCGAAGGAGUGUGACAAAGAAAGCAGUGUACCGGUGUAAAAGUGGCGGAGGCUGUGAGAUGGACAUGUACAUGCGGAGGAAGUGCCAGGACUGCCGCCUGCGCAAAUGUCGUGCUGUGGGCAUGCUAGAUGAAUGUCUGCUGACGGAGGUGCAGUGCCAGUCAAAGAGGCUGAGGAAGGGAGCCAAGCACAGAGGCGGAGGGCCUGAGGAUGAGGAGAACAUGGAGAGCAGGAGCGUCAGCUCCACUAACAGGCUGCUUGGACAUGUGGUGUCUGCAAAUCUGUCAAGAGAACAGAAUCAUGUGCUGGACAGGAUAGUGGAGGCCCUUCGGCAGUACAGGGCGCAGUACACUGUACACUGUAGGGUGUUUGAGUGGACUUGUACAGAGGAUGGUGGAGACAGACUAAUGGACGUGGCCUCCCCUCCCUCUCAGAGGCUGCUGCAGUUUGCCAAGAGUGUACCUGGCUUUGAGCUCCUGAACUGCUCGGACCAGAGCACCCUCCUCUCUAGUUCCUCUGUGGAAGUCAUGUUUCUGCUCUCAGCGCAGCAGUUCACCCAAAACCCAGCAGCCUGUAGUCCAGCACUACAGCCUUUCAACAUCUCAACUCAUCAUUGUCUGAAAAUGAAGGAAAACAUUCAUAGUGGGACUGGCCCUGUAAACUCAGGAAUCAAUGAGGACCUGCUCGGGCCGGUGAUGAACUUCUUCCACAGCAUGGCAGCAUUGGGGGUGACCGAGGCUGAAUAUGCCCUGCUCACUGCUACAGUACUGCUAUGCUCAGCAGACGAAGCGUCGCUGCGGGCGGUUACGUGUGUGGAAAGCUUACAGGAGCUGAUCCUGGAGCUGCUGUCCAGGGUGUGCGGAGCCUGGUGUGGAGCCCAGGGCCCUCAGGGAGCCCAGCGCUUCGCGCGCCUGUUGGGGAGACUGACGGAGCUGCGCACGCUACAACACAACCAUCUCACCCUGCUCCGACAGCAGCCCUGAGACAGACACUAGGCACGGAGAGACAGGGAUACAAAUAGUUUAAAUAAGGACUUAGUUUAAUAGUUUAAAUAAAGACUUAAUUUUGUAUGUUUUCUCGAAUUUGUACCCAAAAAAUGUAAGUAACACAAUUGGCCAUUUAUGAUUAUGCGGUUUAUCAUGAAAAUACCAUUCUUUUGAGUGACUGGUUUUACUGUAAAGUUUAAAGUCAAUGACCAGUAUUAAACCAAUAUGAGUUUUGUUAUAUGGAGUAUACAGAUAUAUUAAAAAAUAAUUGUAUCAUUCCUUGGCAGUCAUCGUGAUUGUGUCAACUCGUUUCCAGGAUGAAAAUGAAUCAACCACCUGGCCAUAACACCGCUCUGGUGGAUCUGUUAUACCUUGUUCUCUUGGAGUUUAAAGGGAUAGUUACCAACAAAUAUGAAUAUGAAUGAUUUUACACUUACCUAGGAUGUUGUCGGUCGACAGUAGUAGCUUGGCAGUUUAGUGCAAAACAGUUUAUUGAUAUCAAUUGUGUCUAACCCCAAUACACCUUACAGAUACCUCAGUCGUCCAACUUCUAUUGCAACCACAUCACUCCCACUCUGUGAUAAAGGGAAUUAUUUCUCAUGGUUGUUGAAUUUAUUUUCUUCAGACUGCUUUAAUAAGUGCUCCACAAAGCAGGGAGAAUUCCUAUUUGCUACUUUCAAAAACGAAAUCACAUAUAAAACAUUAUAUGUGGAAAUGUAAGUAAAAUGUAAAAGUAAAGAUAUAUUCAAUGUUCUGUUCUGAUAUGUAACUGUGCCACUGUAAAAGCUGUGACUAGUUAUCACUGUUGAUGGCAGUAAAGCAUAGUUGGGUAGAAACACAUAAAUCAUACAGUCAAAUAUUGUUUGACAGAUUCUAAAGUACAUCAAAAAGUAAUUAUUUACUUUCAUUUUGUGUUAUGUAAUCUAUGCAAACUAAAAUACAAAAAUAAAGAGAAUACACAUGGAUUAAUAAAAUAAUCAUUUAAAUAAAUGACUUUAAUCACUACGCACAACUUAAUAUUUUCAAUACUCAGUUUAGUUGUUCCCUUUGUUCAUGGAAGUGUCCAAAUGAAAAACUUAAUUCAAGACAUAUCUACAUGAAGAGAAGAACCAAAACUAUUAGUAGUGCUUUUGGGGACUUUUGUUUUUUAUAGCAUAUCUACUAUUUUCUUACCAUUUUGUGUUUUGAAGUUGUUGUAUAUGUUUUAAAUUGAUUUGUAUAGUUAUAUUUAUUAUUUUCUUUUUCAAGACAUACACAACACAUGUCAACACAGAAAAAGAAAAAAGGUGACGUGACCAGAAGGAGUAUAUAAAAACAGAAAAACAAUGAGACAAAUACAGCAGUUAAGCAAACAAACAAUACAUACAAACAUACAUGAAAGAUAAAGCUAAUUAAUGAAGCAUCAUUAACUGGAAUAUAAUAAUUGCAGUAGUAAUUGUAGUAGUAAUAACAACAGUAAUAAUCUGAACAAUUAUAUUGUUAAAAAGCAGAAGGAAUUAACCCCAUUUCACUUUUGGUUGAGUCUUCAUAUUUUCAAUCAAAAGGGCAAGAAUCAAUUCCAGUUCAUUCUUGUCUCUACUACACCAAUCACUCCUCUAUUGCGUGCCUAGAUAUACAUUUAAAAAGUGUCAAUCAGAGUCUGAUGGGGUUAGCAUCGUUAGAUUGUGGAGCUUUUUGAGAGGAUAUGUGAGUGUU
Molecule: messenger RNA, 3304 nt
Organism: Oncorhynchus kisutch (coho salmon)
Lineage: Eukaryota; Metazoa; Chordata; Actinopteri; Salmoniformes; Salmonidae
Product: bile acid receptor
Exons: 11
Coding region: 155-1606 (483 amino acids)
Biological process (GO): cell differentiation; bile acid signaling pathway; positive regulation of transcription by RNA polymerase II
Cellular component (GO): RNA polymerase II transcription regulator complex
Molecular function (GO): RNA polymerase II cis-regulatory region sequence-specific DNA binding; nuclear receptor activity; zinc ion binding
Source: RefSeq, a predicted model, not a curated record